AAAUAUGCAUUCCAAUUAAUUUAGUUGAUGAUUACAGUUGGCUUUACAUGAACAUGACCGCCUGUGAACAUACUCCAAAUACAUAAAACAAACCCAUCAACAGAACGUACCCAAGCAUUGAUGUCAGUUAGAACACUGUACCUUAUCACACUGUAACAAAUACCACUUCCUGCUCUCCACCUCGUCAUCCCACAACCUAUAUUUUAAACCAAAAAAAGCAAUAUAACCACCAUGAUUCAAUACACUAAUCAUCAGAUGCACACCAUUUCCGAUCCCAUGUCUGCUGGGGGACCAAAUUUUUUCCCAGACUAUAUAACAUUCUUCUCAUCACAAUGCAAUCCUCUUCAACCGCAACUGCAAGCCCUAAAAAUGUAAUAGUCUGCGGGGCGGGCGUAAUAGGCGUCUGCACGGCCUAUUUCCUGGCGCAGAAGGGCGCCCAUGUGACCGUGGUGGAAAAAUCGGCCCCCGCUUGCGCCGCCUCUGGAAAGGCCGGCGGAUUCUUAGCCCUCGACUGGUGCGACAGCGGCCCGCUUUCUGCCCUAGCCCGACGCAGCUUCCACCUCCAUGGUCACCUGGCCGAUCUCCUCAGCGGACCGACCGCUUACGGUUUUCGCCCGCUUGAAGCCCUAUCCCUAACAGUCCGAGAAGCGGAUGCGCCCAAGCGAGGGCCGAAUUUGCCAGCGUGGGUCGACGGGUCUGCCACGUUUGCAGCUUCCAUUGGGACAACUCAGACGACAGCUCAGCUUCAUCCCUAUCUUUUCACCCGGAAGAUUCUAGAUACGGCUGUGGAGAAGUAUGGAGUAACUGUGGUUAAGGGCGAGGUUAAGGAGGUGAGGUUAAGUGAGGGUAAUGUUGCGAGUGGGGUUGUGGUGGAUGAUGGAGAGGUUUUGCUGGGCGACUGUGUGGUUUUGGCCAUGGGGCCCUGGUCUGCUAAGAGCCCGGUCAUAUCGGAGCUUUGCAGGAUAUCGGGGGUUAAGGUGCAUAGCAUUGUGUUGAGGCCUCAGGUGCCUGAAGCCAUAGGACCGCAGGCUUUGUUUCUGAAUUAUGAGACCGCUGAGGGCGUGUCCAUGGAUCCUGAGGUGUACCCUCGUCCUACAGGUGACGUAUACAUCUGUGGUCCGUCAGAGGAAGUAGAAGUCCCAGAUGAUCCUCAGCAAAUUCUACCUUGUAAGGAAUCAAUAAUAACACUGCAGAAGGUAGCUCAAACAGUCUCAAGUCAUUUAGGAAGUGCAGAACUAAAAGCAGAACAGGCUUGCUUUCUGCCCACUUCUGAGGAUGGAAUACCUCUUAUUGGUAAGAUUCCCGAUAUGGUUGGUGUCUAUGUAGCCACAGGGCAUGGCUGUUGGGGCAUAUUGAAUGCACCUGCUACUGGAGAAUCUUUGGCUGAACUUAUUAUAGAUGGAAAAGCAAAGAAUGUAGAGUUAAAGCCCUUUGAUCCUGCUAGAUUCACGAAAGCAUCUAAGAAGAUUUCUGACUGUUAGCUUUUGUAUAAUGCUUGUGAACUCUAGCUCACAGUUUUAAAUUUUAUGGUGGUUGAUCUCCAAAAUAGUGCAUUUCGUGUUCUUUGCAGCUUUUUCAAAGCAGCAGCCAAAUUAUAAUAAUAGAUAUGCAGAUCAUCUACAAGAUGAUAUAAUGCAGAAUUUGUGGUUGGCUCA
This is a messenger RNA of Cryptomeria japonica (Japanese cedar), 1655 nucleotides long. RefSeq names its product putative oxidoreductase TDA3. The record is from RefSeq and is a predicted model, not a curated record. Gene Ontology annotation, molecular function: oxidoreductase activity. The coding region runs from base 333 to 1481 and encodes 382 amino acids. Gene Ontology annotation, cellular component: cytoplasm. NCBI's taxonomy places the organism in Eukaryota, Viridiplantae, Streptophyta, Pinopsida, Cupressales, Cupressaceae. The transcript is spliced from 2 exons.